Messenger RNA from Lagenorhynchus albirostris (white-beaked dolphin), 1233 nucleotides. RefSeq names its product WAS/WASL-interacting protein family member 3-like. NCBI's taxonomy places the organism in Eukaryota, Metazoa, Chordata, Mammalia, Artiodactyla, Delphinidae. The record is from RefSeq and is a predicted model, not a curated record. The transcript has 8 exons. Gene Ontology annotation, molecular function: actin filament binding. Gene Ontology annotation, cellular component: focal adhesion. Bases 1 to 1233 code for a protein of 410 amino acids.
AUGUCAGUCUGCCUGGGAGGGGGGGCUGCACCGGCCGGCGCAGGAGACAGGAGGAAGGGCGGCAGUGAGGGCGCGGGUUUGAGCCCUUCUAGCCCCGCGUCCUCUCACCCCCACCGCUCCCUCCCCCCGCCGCCGCCGCCCACCUGGCCGCCCCCGCUGCGGCAGCGGCGCGAGGCUUGCUUCCAGGCCUCCGGGUCGCAGCCCGCGCGGUCUGCGGAGCUUUCCUUGUGUCUGCCUUCCCCCUUCCCCCGCUUCGCCCGCCCUCCCCGGGGCCCAACGUGCUCGUUCCCUGUCACUUCGGUCGGGGCGCGCCGCGCGAGCGACGCAGAGAGAGCGGCGCGGAGCCCGAGCCGGAGCCGAGCCCGAGAGCGCCGCCGUCCCCCGGCGCCAGGCCCCGCCGCGAACCCACCCGCGCCCCCGCCGCCUCCCCGCGCGCCGCGCGGCCCGCUCGCCCCGGGCCCCGCGCCGACGCCAGACCCCGGCGCCCGGCCCGCGCCGCCCUCCCGCCUGCCCGGAGGCGGUGCGGGGCUCGCCGGGGGAUGUCACAGCGGCUCCUCGGAGCCCCCAGCCGUCGUCGCUUCCGCCCAGCCGCCGCCCCCGGGAACCGCGACAAUGAACCCCCAGUGCGCCCGCUGCGGGAAAGUCGUGUAUCCCACGGAGAAAGUCAACUGCCUGGAUAAGUAUUGGCAUAAAGGAUGUUUCCAUUGUGAAGUCUGCAAGAUGGCUCUGAACAUGAACAACUACAAAGGCUAUGAAAAGAAGCCCUAUUGUAAUGCACACUACCCAAAGCAGUCCUUCACCACGGUGGCAGAUACACCUGAAAAUCUUCGCCUGAAACAGCAAAGUGAAUUGCAGAGUCAGGUAGCAAGCUGCGAACUUCAGAAGACACACACAUGCUUCUGGGCUCGUGGGACAGGAGUUCAUAGAGGGGCACAACGCGCUAUGGGGUCUCCAGGCAGUGGUCAGAGGAGGGAGAAGAGUGAACCCCACUUGGAGAAGGAGGGAAUAUGGUCCCAGAACUUUGCUUAUAGCAUCCGCUCUCUUCAGGAGGACCUCCUGCCGGAGUUCUCCAUGGGCCUGUACAGAUGGAAACUGGCUCGAGAAAUUCUGUGCAGAAAGAUGACUAUGAUGGCUUCAUUCUUUAAAAAAGCUUCCAUUUACAACACUCUGGCCGGCCUCAGUGACGCUGCGCCAUCCACUCACACCCGCUAUGAUAAGGAGGAUGAAGUGUGA